This is a messenger RNA of Didymella exigua CBS 183.55, 1628 nucleotides long. RefSeq lists its product as uncharacterized. Bases 327 to 1142 code for a protein of 271 amino acids. The transcript has 3 exons. NCBI's taxonomy places the organism in Eukaryota, Fungi, Ascomycota, Dothideomycetes, Pleosporales, Didymellaceae. The record is from RefSeq and is a predicted model, not a curated record.
CGUGAUUGAUCGGCUGAAGGUCCAGCUAUAGCUCAAUCCAGCAGCCAUCUCUGCUGCAAAUAAGUUGACCAGCGUCGGAUAUUGCAUCUGGAUGCUUUCCAGGGCUUUGGGCUUUUGGCUUUUGGCUUUUGGCUUUUGGCUUUUGGCUCUUGGUUUGUUGUUUCGAACGAUUCGGAUGUGGUCGUACAACUAAAAGACAUGAGUUACACCGACGCCCUUGCACAUGACGAGGCUGAGCACGUACCUUGUUUUGCUGUGCGUCGCCUGGUCAGCUUCAUAGUGCAUACUCGAACCUCAACCUCACUCCAGAUACAAACCAACACAAGAUGUCUAUCCUUCCUAGUGUGGCAUACAACCUGCAGAACCACGGAACCGACUACAACCUGCUCACCAGCGGCGAUGAUCUCUCGGCAGGCUCUUCACGAGUCUACGCAUGGCAAGCCACUAGUUGUGGGUCGGAAGGUGUGGUCUACCUGGUGGAUACGCUUGCGCAGAAAUGUUUGUGGGGAAACGGAGUGCAUGACUGUGUCAGCACUGACCAGGCCUGGAGCAUCCGGGAGGAUGACAGUGUAGACACGUACAUCAUCCAAAACGUUAACGAGGGCGAAAACGGCUUUCUGUCUCUGUAUGAGGACAAAUCGUUCAAUCUCUCGGGCGGCACGUCCUCUUACUCCCAGUGGUCCUUCCAGUCCGAAACACCUCCUACAAGUGUGACUUGGGAUGUGUGUGAUCAUAUCGACAAGCUCAUCAUCUCUUCGUCUAGUACUGGUGCCUCGAGCUCAUCGUCUAGUACUAGUGCCUCGAGCUCAUCGUCUUCUAUGGCCAGUACUCAGGCUGUGACGGUGACGGUAAGCUCAUCAUCAGGCGCCUCUGGUACGGAGAGUUCGGGGAGCAGUGCGACUCCUGAUUCAGUCUCGAAGACUUCAACAUCCAGUGGGGAGCAAUUCUCGGCUGCAAUGACUGCAGCUGCCACCGGUGAAAGCUCAAACAGCGUGGCUUCAGAAGUCAGUAUGUCGUCGGCAACAAGUCAAACGCCCUCCCGCUCGUCGCUCCCACAGUCUAACAAUGCCGUCCCGAGGAAUGCGGCCUGGUGCUUCUUAUUGGCAGCGCUGAUGGUCAGUGUGUCUGUGACUUCGUCGUAGCCGAGUGUGGAAAGUGCGGGUGGUUGUCUCAGGCUCGGAGAUAAUGUGGAAGACGUGUAGGGAAGUCGCUGGUGUGUGGAAGAAAGCGUAAGUCCUGUCCUCUUGAUCUGUACAAUAAGCUGCCAGAGUAAUAGCAUUGUCAACUACGCCUGAUGCAUGAUGCGGAUGAGCUUUCUUCUCGCGUAGAUACUGAAGCUGUCACAUGGGCAGACCGCUUCUCCGAGCAUGCCGCUCAUACUCGUUGCCAUGUCUCGUCACCGAGCCGCAGAAAUUGAUACUCUCUCGCUUUUGGUCGCAGUUCUUGUCUGCUGUCCCCAUUGCAGCUGGGAUAUCUACCUGAUACAUUGACUAAAGAACACCAGUUACGCCCCGCGCUAUGCGUUUAGACUAGACAAGAUUGAAGCAUAUGCGAACAUUACCAUGAUCCAUCUACGUCUGCAAAUCACCCUUGUCCGUUCAAUAAGCUAUACCGCUCCUUCCCCUGCC